Messenger RNA from Punica granatum (pomegranate), 2490 nucleotides. Lineage: Eukaryota; Viridiplantae; Streptophyta; Magnoliopsida; Myrtales; Lythraceae. The record is from RefSeq and is a predicted model, not a curated record.
CCAGACGUUCUUUUCCCACCAACCCCGUCCCUCCGCGUCUCCCGCCUCUCGCCAUUCGAGACCCCUCGCCUCCCCUCCCUCUCUUAAGAGACAGACUGAGGGAGAGCAGGAGAAGAAGGAACGAAUCCAGAACCCCCUGACAUCAGAGCUUUCGAGGGGGGGAGAGAGAGAGAGAGUGAGAGAGAGCUUCCUGCUUUGCUUUGCUUGUGACAUUUGAGCUUCUCUUCUUCUGUUAGAGUGUCUGAUGAUGGAGGGUUCAGCGUCAGCCUUCAGGCAGAGCAAGACCAUCAGCUCGCUGAACCCCUGGGUUCUCCAUCUCCAGAAGCUGGGUCUUGAGCUCAAGUGCCCCCUCUGCCUCGGGUUCUUUGAUCGACCCACGUUGCUUCCCUGCAACCAUAUUGUCUGCAAGGGCUGCUUGCCGAAUUCAGCUCAAUUCCCGCUGCCAUGUCCUCAGUGUCAAACACUUUGUUCCGUAUGCGAUCUUAGGCCGGCUCCUUACAUUGAAAACAUGGUUGCCAUAUAUAAAAGGAUGGAUAUGACUUUUCAUGCCAGCCUCUCAUGGAAUUCUUCAAUUGGUGCUGCGAGUGUUCCUGACAGCUGUAUGACUUCAGCUAAUCGGGAAGAUUCAAAAGAGCCAGUUCAAAUUGCUCGAGAUGGACAUGGAGAGGGCAAAGAACCUCCUAAGUUUUCUGGGGAAAUAAUGACAUCCGUUGGUUUUGGAAAUUCAAAUUCUCCACAGAGGCGUUUGAGGGCUGAAGAGAUAGUGGGUGGGAGAACUGUCGAGAUAGACAUGAAUCAUGUUGAGAAUACAUCUCUGGGAAGCCCGCCUUGCAGCGGUACCAGGAGUUUGGAUGAUGAGAGCAGUGACCAAGGCAGUGAUCAAACACCAGUUAAACAUUCUGCAACGAGAUCAGCUGGGCCAGUUUUCAGGAACAGACCAAGGACUGAGAGUGAUGAUGGCUCUAUUCUAAACACUGUUGGGCAUGUAAGAGAUUGCAAGAGGCAGAAGAAAAUGGACAAGGAGGGCGACUCGAGAUCUGCUGCAGGGGUUGACAACUAUAUUAGCGUUAAGGCUGGGUCCAGACAAGAAUCUUGUUCACCUUCUCCACAGUCAGCAGAUGAUACGAAGAAAUCCUCACCGAAUAUCUAUCUCUGUGCAUUUUGUUCAGCCUCAACUACAAGUGAGGCUUCUGGUGAAAUGCUGCAUUAUGUUAAUGGGCAGCCAGUGGAAGGCGAGCAGGUGGCUAAUCAAAAUGUUAUGCAUGUUCACAGGAAAUGCAUCGAGUGGGCUCCGCAAGUUUACUUUGAAGGCGAGAAAGUAAAAAAUCUAGAGAAGGAAGUGGCAAGGGGAGCAAAACUCAAGUGUGUGAGAUGUGGGCUCAAGGGAGCUGCUUUGGGAUGCUAUGUAAAAUCUUGUCGCAUGACCUACCAUGCUCCCUGCGCAGCUGAAGUUUCAGGUUGCCGGUGGGACUGUGAGGACUUUCUCAUGCUAUGCCCAGCCCAUGCGUCAGCCAAAUUUCCAAAUGAGAAGUUGAAGCUACGUAAUUCAAAACUUGCAUCUUCUGCCCUGCCCCAAAAAACGUCAGAUUCUCGGCAACCCGAAAAUUGGCAAGACUCCUAUAACAAGGCAAAAUCAUGGGCUUUAUGUGGAUCCUCUCUUUCUCCAGAAGACAAGUCACUCUUGCUGAAGUUUGCAAAGAUGAUCGGCGUGAGUGUGUCUAAGUUAUGGUCCCCCGAGGUAACACAUGUGGUUGCAGCCACAGAUGAGAAGGGUGCAUGCACUUGGACAUUCAAAGUUCUCAUGGCUAUUCUGCAUGGAAAAUGGGUACUCAAGAUUGAUUGGAUAAAGGCUUGCAUGGAAGCUAUGUGUCCAGUGGACGAGGAACCUUAUGAAGUCGGCUGUGAUAAUCAUGGCUCCUCCAACGGACCAAAACUCGGAAGACUGAGGACCCUUAAUAAUGAUCCCAAGCUCUUUGACAGGUUGAAGUUCUAUCUAGCAGGCAACUUCAUACCAGCUUUUGCGAGAGACCUCAGGAUUUUGAUCUGUGCUGGUGGUGGUGAGGUUCUGACGAGCAAAGAGGAACUAAUAGGGACAUGUGAUGACAGGGAAGCUUCGACAGAACUCAUCGUUUUCAAUCCUGAACCGCCAGAGGGAAUCCAGCUGGGAGAAGAAGUCUCAAUAUACUGGCAGAAAAUCAAUGAAGCAGAGGAGUUAGCUACGUCUUCGGGUUGCAAGGUCGUUACCCAUAUGUGGGUCUUGGAAUCGGUUGCAGCUUGUGAGCUGCUGCCUUUUGUUGAUCUCUCUAGUCAGUUUGCAGCUUAGUAUUGAGAAAAGGAAGGCUAGGGUUAGGGCAGUUUCUUGUUCUUGCACCUUGUAAUGUACAUUAGGUUUGGUAUUUCCUUUUUUAUAAAUAUCUUCAAUUUUUGAAGUGCUAAAAUUGUACCGAAGAACUUCUUCCUAAUGUAUGUAGGCUUUGUGCCAUUGCUUGA